GUCGGAUUUCGGAGGUUUCGGUUGUGCCAAUGGAAAGGUACAAAUAAUCCAGCAAAUAAAUCAUGAAGGAGAGGUGAACCGAGCCCGUUAUAUGCCUCAAAAUCCAUUUAUCAUUGCCACAAAGACAGUUAAUGCCGAAGUCUAUGUUUUCGACUAUAGCAAACAUCCAUCGAAGCCUCCACUUGAUGGUGCAUGCAACCCUGAUUUGAGAUUAAGAGGUCACAACACUGAAGGUUAUGGUUUGUCGUGGAGUCAUUUUAAGCAGGGUCAUUUGUUAAGUGGGUCAGAUGAUGCUCAGAUUUGCCUUUGGGAUAUUAAUGCCACCCCAAAGAGUAAGGCCCUUGAUGCCAUGCAGAUAUUUAAGAUUCAUGAGGGAGUGGUUGAGGAUGUAGCAUGGCAUCUGAGGCAUGAAUAUUUGUUUGGAUCGGUUGGAGAUGAUCAAUAUUUACACGUAUGGGAUCUACGAACUCCAUCAGUCACCAAGCCUAUGCAGUCUGUAGUUGCUCAUAAUGGAGAGGUUAACUGCUUGGCAUUCAAUCCAUUCAAUGAGUGGGUUGUAGCAACUGGAUCUACUGACAAGACAGUCAAAUUGUUUGACCUGCGCAAGAUUACUUCUGCACUCCAUACCUUUGAAUCCCACAAGGAGGAGGUGUUCCAGGUCGGGUGGAAUCCAAAGAACGAGACUAUCCUAGCUUCUUGUUGCCUUGGCAGGAGGCUAAUGGUCUGGGAUCUUAGCAGGAUUGAUGAAGAGCAAACGCCAGAGGACGCUGAAGAUGGACCACCUGAGCUGCUCUUUAUUCAUGGAGGGCAUACAAGUAAAAUUUCAGACUUCUCGUGGAAUCCGUGUGAAGAUUGGGUAGUUGCCAGUGUAGCUGAAGACAACAUACUGCAAAUAUGGCAGAUGGCCGAGAACAUUUACCAUGAUGAUGAUGAUCUGGCGGGAGAUGACGCCACCAAAGCUCCCUAGUCCAGGUGGAGAAACACACAAUGGAUCUUAUGUGGAACUUCAGGGUUUAGAAGAUGGUCUAGAUAUUUUCCAUUUAAUUUUUUAUUUACUUACUGUUGGAAUUAGGUUGUGCUGGUAAUCUGGUAUUAUAGUUUUUCUCUCAUUGCAUGUUCUAGCUCUUAAUCUCCACCCACCCGGAUUUGGUUCUUCAGAACUAUUAAGAUAGCAACUCAGCUUAUUUUUAUUGCCAAAAGGUUGAGGACCUUGAAGUUUUGCUUUAAUUGCAAAGGCUCCUUUGAUGAAACGAUUUUCAUGUCCUUAGUGAAAGCUGACGAAGAAAAUGGGUUUCAUACUACACUAAG
Molecule: messenger RNA, 1308 nt
Organism: Cuscuta epithymum
Lineage: Eukaryota; Viridiplantae; Streptophyta; Magnoliopsida; Solanales; Convolvulaceae
Source: the annotation of a GenBank genome assembly